Molecule: messenger RNA, 3087 nt
Organism: Pleurotus ostreatus (oyster mushroom)
Lineage: Eukaryota; Fungi; Basidiomycota; Agaricomycetes; Agaricales; Pleurotaceae
Exons: 5
Coding region: 1-3087 (1028 amino acids)
Source: RefSeq, a predicted model, not a curated record
AUGCAUCUACCGCCAGUAUUCCUACAAGCGAAACUUACUCCUUCUGUAGAAUCUCGGCCUAUCGAUGACUACGGUAGACAUUCAUCUGUUGACCAAUCUAUCAUCAAUUCAUAUGGUAUCACAGCAAUGGAUGUGGAUGAUAGCGGCGAUCCCCCGACCGCUCUUAAUAACAAUAACAGCCAAUCGGGCGGACAGUUUGAAGAAAUCGAGGAGGAAGAACCUGAGCUUCUGCAUGGAAUUGCGGUCAGGAAUACCAAGGUUCCCUUUCUUGACCAGGUGGAUGUCGAGGAACUUCCGGUGAAUGAAGAUCCAUAUUAUGUGAACCCCAUUCAGUUUGACACAGAGGACAACACCCCAGACUCAGAGACUGAGAGUAGCACCGAAGGUGGAGAUGAGGACCUGGAGAAUUCUGACCAUGAAGAAUCAUCUUCGGGCAGCAGUGGUGAUGAUACAGAUGAUGAUGAUACAGACUUGGAAUUGCGUGCAGAUUAUGAAGCUGAGGCACAGUUUCUGCUUCCGCCAUCCAAGAAAGCCCUUCAUGCUGAAAUUCUUGAUGAAUAUGAAGUGGAGCCAAAGUCUCCAUCUUAUGCUGGCUCCGAAACAAGUGCAGAUCAUGAAGCUGAGGCAGAGGCCUUGCUUCCACUGUCCCAGAAAGCCCUUCGUGCCAAAAUUCUUGAUGGAUACAAAGUGGAGGCAAAGCCUCCGUCUUUUGGAAUCCAGCCAGUUUCAUUAACAAAAGUGCAAAUUCAUAGCCUAAGUCAGUGGGUUGUUUUCCAACUCACAAACAGCACUCGCCGUGCCCAUGAGGCCUACUCCAAAGUGCUCUCAGCAGCAAUUGGGGAGCCAGUAAUGAGUAUUGAUCGGUGUCGUAGACUAGCACAGAAAAUCACAAACUUCAUGCCAAAGUACAUUCCCAUAUGCCCAGGAAAAUGCAUAGCAUUUACAGGAGAUCAUAAGGAUAAAAUUGUUUGUGACUUUCUUCGUAAGCAAAAGAAAGGGCCCCUUGUGGCUUGUGGCAGAGAUCGGAAUCUGCCUGGGACUACAAAGCCAGCUGCUCAGUUUAUGGUACUGCCGAUAGUUCCUAUCAUUCGGUCCAUGUUUGCAAACUAUGAGAAAUCAGAUCUUUUGCGGUAUCGGGAUAGGCUUGUUAAGGCUGCUAUUGAGCUGUUAUGCAAGGGCAAAGAUGUCAAGUAUUCAGACUAUGCAAAUAGUAAAACACAUAUGGAUCAUAUCAUGAAGCAGGGUCUGUUUAAAGAUGAAUGUGAUAUGCUCUACAUCAUGUCUGUUGAUGGUGCUAUGCUCACUCUAAAAAAGCAAUCUGAUUCCUGGUUUCUGAUUUUGAUCAUUCUCAACUUGCCACCUGAAAUAAGAUAUCGUGCAGAGAAUGUCAUUACUGUGUUUUCAACACCAGGUCCUGAGCCACCUGGGGAUCUCAGCACAUUCAUGUAUCCUGUUGUGCAGGAGCUACUGCAAAUAGAAAAUGGCAUUUGGAUUUGGGAUGCAUUCCGAUCAGCAUAUAUUAUACAUCGUGCUAGUGCUGCAGGUCAUAGUGCUGACCAGCCAGGGCAAAAUAAGAACAAUGGCCACCUUGGAAUCAAUUCUCUGCAUGGAAACUUCUUCAAUUUGAAGUUGAUUGGGAUGAGAUCAAGUGCCAAGGGCUGCAAAAGAAUCUACUGGUGUGUUACUGUACCAGAGGGAGCCAAGAAACUCAACCCAGGCAGGCCUGACUAUGAUCUUGACAAUUUGCCUGAAUUUACAGACAAGGAUUAUUGGAAUGCAAUAGAGGAGCUAGAGCAGGCAGAGGAUGAGAAGACACGCAAACACAUAGUAAACAAGUAUGGGAUUGUCAGACUUCCUUUGCUAGGAGCAUUUAAAACAUAUUCCUGGCCACAGUUCUUUUUCUCUGAUCCAUUCCAUUUGUUGUAUGAAAACAAUAUGGCCAACUUUUGGGAUUUAUGGACUUCCAUUACCAAUUCAGAUGAGGUUACACACCUUUCUGUUGAACAAGCUACAAUUUUUGGACAAGAAGUAACUAAGUCUAUGGCAACAAUACCAGCUGUAUUUACAGGACCAGUCCGUGAUCCACACCUUAAGCGAAACACUCAGUAUAAGAUGUUUGAGUGGAAGGCCUUGACUCACUGGCUGACAAUUCCUAUUCUUUUGGAACUUGAGAUGCCUAUGGAAGUUGUUCGUAAUUUUGCUCGCUUUGUCAAAAUAGUCAAUUUUGCCAUGGAAAUUACUGGAAGGACAGAAGAUGACCUGACAACAAUCCGCAAGGAGAUUGUCAUAUUUCUGAAUGAAUUCCAGGGGCUGUAUGUAGAUGAUGAAACAAAGGCAUCAAGGAUGCGCCUUUCUAUGUUUCAUCUGCUAUACAUACCUGAGCACAUCCGGUGGAAUGGAUCCUACCGUAUUGGCUCACAGGGUACACUUGAAAGGCAUAUUGGUGUUUUGGAGCACAGAAUUAGGUCAAGAAAGGAGCCAUUUGUCAAUUUGGCCAACAAGAUCUAUGAAGACCAAUUAGUAAAAAAUCUUUUGCAUUAUUAUCCAUCACUUGGUAUACCUGUAGACCCUCCAAAGCCUCGUGCACCUACAGGAAAGGUCCACAUCCGGAAAAAAGAAAAACAGGACAACAACUCAGUUUAUAGCCAGCACUUAAGGGCAGUGUGUAAAUGGUUGAAAGUGAAAUAUGACACAGAUAUAAAUUGGCUGGAGAGGUUUGGCAAAGUGCCUUUGCCUAGUGGUGUAUAUCUUCGAAGUCGACUUAAUGAAUCAGGAAGCAAACAAGGUCAAGGAGUUUCAAGAUCAGCAAAAUAUUUCGAGGCAGUUGAACAUGGAAGACAGGUGUUUGGGGAAGCACUGUCCUUCUAUGAGGAUACAAUCAGGAAUGUGCUGCUGGUUGUCUAUCAUCCCUUCAUUGAUGUGGAAACCCACUGGGACGCUGUGACAUAUGGAAAACAAAGCAACACAUUGGAGGUAAUGAAGGUUGAGUCAAUAAACAACCCAAUUGGCAUAUCGUAUGGAAAGCAGAAGCGGAUUUACAUUUAUAGAAAACACUCAGCCAUGUCAGUAUAUGAUGGGGAUAUGUAA